Molecule: messenger RNA, 1505 nt
Organism: Marchantia polymorpha subsp. ruderalis
Lineage: Eukaryota; Viridiplantae; Streptophyta; Marchantiopsida; Marchantiales; Marchantiaceae
Source: the annotation of a GenBank genome assembly
CCCCACGAGCAUUCCAACCAACUUCUCGUGCGCCGGACGGUCUCUCUUCCCUUUGCGGGCGAGGAGAGAGGAGAGUGAACACUCGUCGGAGAUUCUCGCCCUCUCGAUUGUCGUGGCUUCUGGACGUUCAGUCGCGACCGAGCGCUGGCCUUCAAUUCCAGUCGAUCGGAUCACCGUUACUUUCGAGUGCAGUAAUCGAGACGGAAUCUGGAUCGAGUAAUUUUAACGAGAGAGUGACAGGAAAUCGUCAUGGCCUCCUUGUCGCAGCCGGCGGGACCGACCGGAUUGUAUCCUUCGGUUCCGACGUACGAUGAUGUGAAGAAAAAGGAGCGGCAUCGGGCCAUGGAAGAUUAUGGCCAUCGACCGGACGUCUACGACAUGCUCUUCCGCUUCUUGAACGAUCUUCUAACAGCACAGCCCAAAGAUCCCUUAGAGUUUAUGCUGAAGUGGGCUUCAUUAGAGGCGAAGAAUCCGAACAAAUUGGGACCUCCGCUGAAAGUAGAUCUUUCAGGGAACAAAUACAGUCUUAACGUGGACCUUGGAAAACGAGAACAAGUUGAUCAAGCAAGCAGAGAGAAGCGGCCAAAAUAGGCUGUAGUUGUGGCAACCGACUGGAAUGGAGACAUCGUAAUUAAUGAACGACCUAUAGGACAAAUUGGGAAAUCAGUGGUAAGUCCCAGAUCAAGCUUAGAAAUUCUCAUUCUCAUCUCAUUGAAAGCCGUCUGAGACUGGACUGGUCUGCAGUCUGAACAUAACGAAUGGUACUAGCUGAAUCCAGUCUGUGUGACAGUCACCAUGACUUGAGAUCCUAUCAAAGUUAUAGCAAAUGAACAAAUUGCUUUUGGUCUGCAGGUCACAGAUUAAGACAUGAUUAUCGAUGUUCGAGAGAGAUAUUUGUAUAAAAUACACCUAUCCACAUGUCAGCACAGUCGUGGCUGGACAGAUGAACAUGGAUCUGUCACGGGUGCACUAAUUCACUCGAUGGUCGUCUCUUUAGCAUGAUAAUUGUAACAGCCAUUUGUUUAUACAUGAAACCUUGACCUACAUAAUUCCUUGCUGUGCAAAAAGAAGAUGUUCUGUUUCCGAUGUGACCUUAAAUCCCUCGGCUACACAAGAGAAGAACUAGGAACUGCUAUUUGUGGCGAAUAAUUUUAGCAUCUGACGAAUCGAGAACUGUCAUGAAGUUUCACAAAAGUGUGUGUCACCCUAAACUGCCACUUAUAUAAUCAUGCCUUCAUUUAAUUAAAGGAUGGUAGAUUUUGAAUCACAUUAGCCUCCUCUAAGACUGAACCAAGUUACAUAGCAAAAAGGAUUCCAUCAAGUUGUACAUGGAUGAAACCAGCUGGGUAGCAUGGGCUAGGCCCAACAGUAUCACAAUAGUGGUUGAUCACUGUGUGUCAAAAUGUCUAAUACAUUAGCAUAUCAAGCGUGACAAAUCUUACUCUCCUUGAGGAUUGCAAUCCUUUGUGAUUUCUCUCGAGGUUUGAAUACAUGUAUCAUAAAAU